AGACAUUCUUCGUAUAGUCGUAUAUAUAUCUAUCUACCUUGUUGCUCUUCUUUUCUAUACCUCACAAUUUGUUUAUUAAGACAUUCGUGAAAAACAUACUAUUUGGUAGCCUUUUUUAAUUAUCGUCACAAUGAGUCUUAAAAGCAGAGUUACCUCAACAUCUUCACACAAUCUUCAUCAUUCGGAAGAAAGAGUCCCUCUCCGAUCAGAUUCAGACCAGUCAUGUCUGAAUUCAAGUCCAGAGUUCGACUUUUGUCUCCGUCAGAACUCAAAACAACGGUUUUCUCACGCCGACGAGCUCUUCUCGUACUGGAAAAACCUUUCCCACACGGCCACCGACACUAUUUCGAAGAAGACCGAGAUUACUUCUCCGAGAAGCAAUCUUCAAACCCUAGCUGCGAAAUCCGACACAAGAGAUUCUGAUUCAGAUGAUCCAAGUUUUGGGUGUGGUUUUUGGCUUGUAAGAAGCAAAUCUGUUGGGUACUCAAUGAGAAACAAGAAAACAAAUUCUUCUUCGGAAUAUCAACGGAGCAAUAGUGAUCCACAUAAAAAGAAGAAGAAGAAGAGUUUGCAGAAAAUGAAUUCUACAGAGAUUAGAGCUUCAAGAUCCAUGAAUAGUCCGGCGUUGAAUGUCCCAUUGGCUGAUAUAUUUUGCUUAGGCCCUGUUUUUUCCGGUAGCCGUGAUCGUAGAAAAUGAAGUGUGCUCUUAUCUUAUAACCAUGAUCCUGACCUAGUUUCUGGAACAUGUGAAGAGUUAGGUGUAUGAUUGGUUUAAGCUAAGCUAGAAAUUUGGAGAAAGGAAAAAUGAGAAUCUUAAUUCGGAUCGUCAUACUCAAACAUAACUAAGAAUCUAAUUCGAGUUUUUUCAUGUUAUUGAUUUGUUUGUACAUUGAUGUAACAUAUACGUUGGUUGUACGUAAUAUAGAAAUGUAAUUUUCACAUUUCAUAGAAAGAAAUAGACUGUACUAUUUUG
Messenger RNA from Arabidopsis thaliana (thale cress), 973 nucleotides. RefSeq lists its product as uncharacterized. Lineage: Eukaryota; Viridiplantae; Streptophyta; Magnoliopsida; Brassicales; Brassicaceae. The record is from RefSeq and is marked reviewed. Bases 131 to 697 code for a protein of 188 amino acids. The transcript has a single exon.